Molecule: messenger RNA, 2227 nt
Organism: Cygnus atratus (black swan)
Lineage: Eukaryota; Metazoa; Chordata; Aves; Anseriformes; Anatidae
Gene: RRAGD
Product: Ras related GTP binding D
Exons: 7
Coding region: 1-1470 (489 amino acids)
Biological process (GO): cellular response to amino acid stimulus; regulation of autophagy; positive regulation of TOR signaling
Cellular component (GO): nucleus; lysosome; Gtr1-Gtr2 GTPase complex
Molecular function (GO): GTPase activity; GTP binding
Source: RefSeq, a predicted model, not a curated record
AUGAGCCUAAUCACCCAUCGGCGCCCGGCCUCCCGCUCAGGCACGACUCGGCGGCGGGGCCGCGCGUGCGCGUUCGCGAGUGCCGCGUGCCCGCGCCGCCGCCGUGCCCGUCAGGUGACGCGGGUCAGGCCGCGCUCCGCCCAGCGGCGGGCGGGGGCCGGCAGGGGACGGGAGGGGAGCGGCGGCGGCGCCGCACCUGGGUCCCCCCGCCCCGAGGCCGCCCGCAGGCAGAGGGGGAGCGGCGGGAGCGCGGCCGGCAUGAGCCAGGCGCCGAGGAAGCUGCCGGAGGAGGAGGAGGAGGAGGAGGAGGGGGACGAGGAAGAAGAGGAGGAGGAGAUCGCGGGUUUGGCCGGCUACGCCGACGGGGCCGGCUCCUUCUCGGACGGGGACGCGGAGAGCGGCGGCGAUGAGGCGUUUUUGGAUUUCAACGAUCCCUUCAGUACUGAAGUUAAGCCAAGAAUCCUGCUCAUGGGCUUGAGAAGAAGUGGGAAGUCUUCCAUUCAGAAGGUUGUCUUUCACAAAAUGUCACCGAAUGAGACCCUCUUCCUGGAGAGCACAAACAAGAUUUGCAGAGAGGAUGUGUCCAACAGCUCCUUCGUCAACUUUCAGAUAUGGGAUUUUCCUGGGCAAAUUGACUUCUUUGACCCUACGUUUGACUAUGAGAUGAUUUUCAGAGGCACUGGAGCACUGAUAUUUGUUAUUGACUCUCAGGAUGAUUACAUGGAAGCAUUAGCUCGGCUGCAUCUUACUGUGACCAGAGCCUAUAAAGUGAAUCCAGACAUCAACUUUGAAAUCUUUAUCCAUAAAGUGGAUGGUUUAUCCGACGAUCAUAAGAUUGAAACGCAAAGAGAUAUUCACCAGAGGGCAAACGAUGACCUUGCAGAUGCUGGAUUGGAGAAAAUUCACCUCAGCUUUUAUCUGACAAGCAUAUAUGAUCAUUCUAUAUUUGAAGCAUUUAGCAAAGUGGUACAGAAACUGAUUCCACAGCUCCCAACACUGGAAAAUCUGCUUAACAUCUUUAUUUCAAAUUCUGGGAUUGAAAAAGCAUUUCUAUUUGAUGUAGUCAGUAAGAUCUACAUUGCAACGGAUAGUACUCCAGUGGAUAUGCAAACCUACGAGCUCUGCUGUGAUAUGAUAGAUGUUGUGAUUGACAUUUCUUGUAUAUAUGGGCUUAAAGAUGAUGGCACUGGAACUCCUUAUGACAAAGAAUCAAUGGCAAUCAUAAAACUGAACAAUACAACUGUCCUUUAUUUAAAAGAGGUGACAAAAUUCCUUGCUCUUGUUUGCUUUGUCAGAGAAGAAAGCUUCGAGAGAAAAGGAUUAAUAGACUACAAUUUCCAUUGUUUUCGGAAAGCCAUACAAGAAGUAUUUGAAGUAAGAAUGAAAGUAGUAAGAUCUCGAAAACAUCAAAGCCACGUUCAGAAAAACAAGAGACCCACUCCCAAUGGGACACCAAGAAUGCCACUGUAACUGAGGCUUUGUAGCACUGUGGCGAGCAAAAUUUUCAUGAAGUUGAUGUGACUUCUGCAUCUCAUUGCACUGAGUGAAGAGGAAAACCAGUGGGACUGAUGUAUUAUAUGAAUUUUCCCUGAAUGUUCAGAAAGCACUGUUUAAAUAUUUUUAUCCAAUCAGUUUUUUUAAUAUAGUGAGCACUUUGAGCAAAAUGUUGUAUAUAUAAGCAUUGAGGUGAACACUUGUAAGAAUUUUCUUAAUAUAUGCUGUAAACCUUUUUCAUGCCAUAUUAAGAAAAAACAGCUGUGACAGAAAUACUGGGUACAUAAUUUGCACUUUUUCAUGUUUUCCUUGUGGAGUUGGACUUUGAUAAACUUAGUUUUUAUGGUGAUUUUGAUGCAUGGCGUCAGGUAAAAUGUAUGCUGUAGUUUAUUUACCUGCUACAAUCGAAUUGGUUAGUAAACAAUUAAGAAAACUUGGUACAAUGCCUUUUAAAAUUUGUGACAGCUAAUACCUAACAUUCAUACAGAUCUAAUUUCAUAUAUUUUUUGAUUUAUAAUCUGAAGAAUAAUUUUGAAGUAUUACAGCAAUAAGUACCUUACCAGGGAUCAUAACUGGUAGGUAAACAUUAGCUUUUAUAAAACAGGUUUUUGGCCAAAUUUCAUCUAUAGAGUUCUCCAUAACACUGGUAAUGCCCUCUGGGUCUAUUUAUAUUAUUUACCUCAGCAUAUACCAGUUAAAUACCUUUCUAUAAAGACAAUUGUUUUAUAAAAUG